Molecule: messenger RNA, 510 nt
Organism: Cylindrotheca closterium
Lineage: Eukaryota; Bacillariophyta; Bacillariophyceae; Bacillariales; Bacillariaceae
Source: the annotation of a GenBank genome assembly
AUGGCGCGACGACAAAAAGCAAAAAGAGCCGCAGCAGCAGCUGCAGAAGCCAAAAUUAAGAACGAUGUUGAAGCCAUCAACAUGACAGAAGGAAAAGCCAAGCGUCGUAUGUCCUCCAAGUCUCGAGCUGCACACAAAGGCAACAAUAACGCUAAAGAAGAGCCGAAAAAAGAGCGUGACGAGAAGAAGAAGAAGGCCUCUGGCAUCGAUCCAGAAAUUUUCCCUCCAAACCAAGAGGACGCGUCGUCUUGUGAGUGGACCCAAGCACCUUCGGAUCCCUCCAGCGCGGAAGAAGAAGACGAAGCAAUGGAAGCUCACGAGGAGCACAUGCGACGUCGAGCACUUCGCGAGGUCCAUAGUAACCAGCCCAUGCGUCUUUCUCGACGAAGUUCCUACCGAAUUUCACGUGGCCGUGUUGACACCCCAGUGUAUUCGCCAAUCUAUGCCACCCAACUCAAACUAACUCCAGACGCCGAUGCAUCUUGUUUGCAAGACGAUGACUCUCUCUAA